AUGGCCCAAGCUGCCGCCGACAUGUGGGUCUCAGGCAAUGCCUCGACGCGCUUUGACUCUAUUAAUAUCGCCGCCGCCCUAAGCAUAUACGAAACGGCUAUUGUGGUACCAUGCUCGCUCAAUAACGUGGCGUCUUGCGAACAUAAUGCGAGCGGAAUCGAUUGGAACAAGCGGGAAGAAGCAGGAACAGAUCACAGUGGUUUGCGCCCUACUCACACUCCACCCCGUCGCGCGUCGCGGUACCGGUGCAAUUUCCUCAGGCCACAACAUCAGGACAUCCUCUCGAUUGCACAGAUGCCUCUGCACGACGAUGAUAGUUGGCAAGAUACUCUUUCGAGAACCGGCGACACGCAAAGCCCCGAUCCUUUUCCUCAACUGUCGUCGCCCGAACGAUUAGCUUGGCCACUCACGCCUCCACCUGGUUAUGCUGAGAGUGAGGCAGGUAGUAUUGCGCCGAGCACGCAAUGGCCGCAAAGGAUGUACAUGACCUAUCCGAACGAUAUCGAGGAAUCGGGCCACCCGGCUCCCACCCUAGAGCCAUACCCUACAUCCAGAGCUUUUUUACCUACUAGCCGUCGGCUACCAACUCCUUACCCUGGACAUGCGACCCUCCCCCGUCUGAAUGAGCACUCCGGACAGAGCACACCUCGAAUUUCCCCGAAUCAAUCCAGCAGCCGGCCGAUAGCCGGAGAAGGAACCCUGCCCUCGAAUCAGUGGCCUUUUCCUGGGCGACCAGUCCACCAGCCAUCGCGGCAGGAACAGACGUCGCCUUGGGGUCGGUCGCCGGUCAAUAUCGAGCCUCGCCCACCCCUCGCCCAGAAUCCAUACAAUUACGGAUACAACAAUGCUCGUCUCACAUCCAAUGCCACAUUCGCUUCGAACCCAUCAACUUCUCACCCUACGUUUGAUCACACCUUCCAUCGGGGGCAGCCUGCACCCAGGGUCACCUUCCCCGAACCAAGCACAGUUCCAUAUGCCUAUAACUACCGACCUCAGAACUCGCCGAUGGUCGGAAGAGGACAGAAUGUCUGGACAUAUCAGACCCAGCCAGGCCCACCGAGUUGGGGCGCGCAAGGCCCCACAUCUUAUUGGACGCAAUCAGUGCUCCCGCCCUCGGCCCAGCCGAGUCGGGGCACGCAAGACCCUACAUGUCAUUCGACACCCCCGCCUUCGACCGAGCAGAGUGUAUGCUAUCCGGCGCCAUCAGACCACCAGCAAUCGGUACGCCAGCCGAGCGCACCGGGGCCAUACAAUCCAGUAUCCGGCAAUCUUCCCCUUACUCGCGAUUUGGAGAUGCCGUCGGGGUAUCCUGCGCAGAUGCAGAACGCGUCCGAUAAAAUUCGGAUUUCGCUGCUGGCGAAUGAUAUGGAAAAUGAUUCCGGCGUUAGCAUUCGCCUCUUAAUGAGUGACAGCGCGCAGUUGUACGAUGGGGACAGAAGGCUUUUAGCGUCUUGGGUCGAUGAUAACGGAUUCAUUUAUCUGAGUUUUGAGGUGAGCAGCGGGCUGUGUCAAGCAAAUGAUGCGAUAAUUGAUUUUGGAAACAAUGCGCCCCCGUUGCACAAGUGGCAAGGGUUAGGCAUGCAGAGUGGCGAGAUUCAUGUUGGCGACGCAACUGUCAAUGAACUCGCGGCCAAAGUGGCGAAAUUUGUGCAUGAUAGAUUUUUAGAACCCCACAAAGAAGACACGAAAUGGUGGAUCUGCCGGCGCGGAAAAGCAGGAGUUAAUGUGGAAGGGCUUGCAAUUUCUUACCUCCAGUACCUAGGAGGGAAUGAAUGGCAACCUGUGAUAACCCACGAAGAUUGCUCCUGA
Molecule: messenger RNA, 1809 nt
Organism: Heterobasidion irregulare TC 32-1
Lineage: Eukaryota; Fungi; Basidiomycota; Agaricomycetes; Russulales; Bondarzewiaceae
Exons: 3
Coding region: 1-1809 (602 amino acids)
Source: RefSeq, a predicted model, not a curated record